This is a messenger RNA of Trypanosoma grayi, 903 nucleotides long. RefSeq lists its product as hypothetical. The transcript has a single exon. NCBI's taxonomy places the organism in Eukaryota, Euglenozoa, Kinetoplastea, Trypanosomatida, Trypanosomatidae. Bases 1 to 903 code for a protein of 300 amino acids. The record is from RefSeq and is a predicted model, not a curated record.
AUGCUCGGCGACAGGUUCAUCAACGAUGUGCUGAGGGAGAGGCAUGCGUGGCGGCGAGCCAUGCGACAGAGUGACGUACAAGAAUGUCUUGCACCGACUUCACGGGCGGCGAAGUCAAAUAUGGGGCCUGUCUUUCGCCGCGGCUGCACCGAUAACGUCUGCAGUCUGCGCUUUGUCAACGGUUUGCGCAACCGCGAUGAAGAACCAGGCACCCGCCGCAGGGAGAGGGCGCUGCGGCAGCGCCUGCAGGAAUGCUGGAACUCCAGUACGGUGGUCUCCAGCAGCCGUCCAAACUUGCUGCUUAAUCUUCUUUUGCAACAACUGGAGUCUCGCGGCUUCUCCACGCGCUACGAAGCGUCCCGCGACGAUUUGCUAAAGACGCAGGCAGAAAGGGUGGCGAGACGCCAGAAGCAACGGGACGCAGAGAAAGCUGCCGCUAUUGUGCAACGGGCACAAGUACAACGAGAAGACGUUCUUCUGGAGGAAUCUCGCAAACGGAGGGCGGUGCACGACGACGAACGACGAAAAUGGAAAUCCAUCAUGACUCUCAUGCAUGACGAAGACUUGGUUCUCCUCGCUAAUACUGAAUUUUCGGCAAGAAAAAGAAUUUUCCAGGAAAACGUCGCGGCUUACAACACCAUAGAGGCAGAAGCGCAGAAAAGCAUGCAGUCCAUUACAAAUCUACAUCCUCUCCUUCAAAAAACGUACCUUACCAUACUCCAGCAGGAGAGGCAGAAAAGGAGAAGCCUUGAGUUGAAAUGCACAAACCAAAGAGAUGCUAUCUACACACAGCUUCGCCACAACAUCGAAUAUAAUAUUCUUGCUGAAAUGCGACGUGCUACAGCGUUAGAAAAUCUGCUUCACCAGGUGUCGAGGCUCUCCCCCACGGUGUCUCACCCAUGA